Colletotrichum higginsianum IMI 349063 is the source of this 738-nucleotide messenger RNA. Its product is annotated as Zn 2cys6 transcription factor. NCBI's taxonomy places the organism in Eukaryota, Fungi, Ascomycota, Sordariomycetes, Glomerellales, Glomerellaceae. The coding region runs from base 1 to 738 and encodes 245 amino acids. The transcript is spliced from 2 exons. The record is from RefSeq and is a predicted model, not a curated record.
AUGUGGGAACUCGAUCAAAUUUCCAGUUCCUGUGUAGAAGCUGCAAGCUGUAGCCUCGAAGUGCUGGACGCCAUGAAAGAGCAGCGGAUCAUAGCCAACUUUGGGUUCUUCGACCUCGAUGCCGCCUUCUCUGCCGCCUUCGUCUUCGUGCUUGUAGACAGCAUACACGUACGCGCCAGCCAUCCCUCCAGCAUCGUCCAAAUUCGCAAGGCGUCCGAAGUCCUGGAGCACCUGGCAUCGCAGGGCAAUAUCGCGGCCCAAAAGCGCAGGGCAGACAUAAUCCAAAUGUGCAAUCACCUGGGCGUCUCAUUCAAUGAGGACACAAACGAACGGGCCGACAGAUCACCUAUGGAGAUUGACGGGGUUCGUGUAAACGAAGCGGGUACGGACGACGCUGAUGGUCGAACGCAACAUCAACACGACGAGGAUGGGCAUUUGAUCACAGUUCGAGGACGGGAUCAAGACCUGCAUCGUGUGGAAGAUACCGUGCCCCAGCAAGAGCUCCCGUCAUCUUCACAGUUCGACUGGGCCCAGGCCGCCGCCACACUGUUGGACCACAGCCUGGCCGACACGCAAGACCAGCAGCAAUCGAUGGCGGCAGCGCUAUCGUUUGGCGAAGGCGGAAACGAGAUGCUUGGCAGCCUGUACCCGGAGGACUUUUCUCUCACCGGCGUGGUCGAGACGGAUUGGGCCGAGUUUGCUAGACAGCUUGCUUCUCAAAACGAGCUUGGGGGGUGA